Molecule: messenger RNA, 1094 nt
Organism: Symbiodinium pilosum
Lineage: Eukaryota; Dinophyceae; Suessiales; Symbiodiniaceae
Source: the annotation of a GenBank genome assembly
GCAUGGCCAAAGGCUUACGAUCCGGCUCUUUAGCCUUGCGCAAGCUUGGGGAGAAGGACGAAGAUGCUGAUCACGUAGCCCGCUACUCCGUGUGGGCUGGGCUGGCAUGGCCACAGAAAGGUGCCACCCCUGGUGUGGCCACAGCCGCAAACACUCUAAUGCAGAUGAUGGCAGCCCUGGGCACACUGCAGCAAAGGUUCGACCAGCUCUACGCAAGCUUCCAAGAAAUGGAGACAGGAGGCAUCAUGGCUUCCGCCUUCAAUGGAGAGCAGCCUGAAGCCGCAGAAGCCGCCGCCAGCGCUUCCACCGACAUUGCAAAGGCAGCGGAGUGCUGCGAAGCAGCGCUGAGGCGACUGCCGUCUUCUACGGUCUGGGUGGAGCUCCCAGAUCCCGUUGCGACAGCAGGGGCACUGGAAGAGUCUGCAAAAGCUCUGGAGAAAGGCCAAGCACAACUCGCAGAGCUUGAAGCGCUGGAAGUGGUGGCUCUCAAUCGGAUCAACGCUUUGGCGUCAACAAAGCAAUCAACGCCCAACGCGGUCCUCUUAGGCCGCCUGGCACUCACCCAAGGGACUUGCAGCACAGAACCUUGCUGCAAGCUACUGGGGGACACCCGCAUUUGGAGCGAGGUCCGAAGCCUGUUCAAAGGGCUCAGAGGUACCCGGCAGAUGGGCGCCGAAGCCGCUUCAGUGCUCAGCGAAGUGUUCCACAUUUUUGAUGAUCUCAUUGACGGGCUGGCACGCAUUCUGGAAGAGCUGAUCUGCUUGGAGAGCGAGACUGACUCUAUGUGCCCUGCACUGCUGGGCGCUGCCCAGGUACAGCAGGAGUUGUUGGAAUGGAAGCUGACCCUACUUGACAACGCUGAGCUUGACCCUGAACAGCACUGUCGAUUCAUGGAUUUCAUUGAGGUGGUUUUGGCUGUGGGCGAUACAGUGCAGGCAGCCACAGCGCAGCUACGCCGCAGACGGCAAAAAGUCGUGGAAGGCCUCAAGACAUCUAUUGAACUCAAGGCAGCUAUGAUGCCAAGCCCAGAAGAACAGCCAAGAGAGCCGCAGCUUCUUGCGGAAGACUUCCAAGAAGCCAUUUCCGUAGAUUGA